AGAAGAGGAGCGACAGAAAACAAAAACAAACAACAACAAGAAAUGCAUUGAACGCCUAAACUGCCUAUGAAUAUGGUCGUGCUGUCAUUAGCUAAUUGUAUUUCCUGUGGGCACCAUGUGGGAGGCCUGAUGACCAAGAACAUGAGGAGGGGGUGAUGAGUCAGAAAGAGAUGUAAUUAGGCGGGAUGGAGUGACACAAAUCGGCAAUGUGAGGUGUAGAACCCAGCGGUUUGUGAACCACUUGUAAGUGUAGAUAUGUUGACAUCCUAUCAUAUCCUAUACUGUCUGAUCGCUAAUCCUGGCACCGACAGUGUCUUUACUUGAUUGUGUCUAAUUGCACCCAGGCAUGCGUGAAUCCAUCAGACAUGUGAUAGUCCUGCAGAAAAAUGGAAAUGCUGCGAGGGGGCUGCCCAAGAGCCACAGCACCUCCCAGCCAAUCGGAAGUGGAGUGGGGUGAGCCUGCACGGCCCAUCCCUCCUCCUGCAGCUCUGGCAAGGGAGCAACUGCCAUCCCCCCGGGUGGUCCCUGGACCAUCCGCGCCCCCACUAACCGGGAGGGAGUGCAGAAGGAAGGGGCAGCAGCAGCGGCCGCCGCAGGCUCGUAGAGGCAGGUGGAGCCGGAGACGGGCCAAAAGGGGUGCGCGGUAUGGUCCGUAGAGCACUUUCCCGGUACAAGGAAACGGGGCCCAGGCCAGGCCGACCUGACCCGGGAGGGCACUUUGCCCGCCCAACCCACCGGGGGGGGGGCUCAACGCACAGGGCCACCCAUACAAGACCUAUGAAGCUGUAAGAAGAAAAGAGAUUGAGUUGCUUGAUGUUUUUCGAAUUAUUUUUCCAACUACUAAUUUUUUUUUUGAUGAUGAAUAUGAGAUGAUCUUACCUGUAAUUACAAUUUUCCCUAUUUCCCAAAGCAGUGAAGGCGAAAUAUUAGGGGAGUUGUUAAGAUCCAUUAAGUCUUUCCAUUCUUUCUUCACCAAUGUAUCAAAUGCUGGAUCAUCCAAUCAAGAAUCAUUACAGCACCAGAUUGGGUGGAGGUGUGGAAAUCAGUUUUAAGAGCUAAAGAAAUUGGUGCAUUGAUUAACAUUCUAGACAAAUCCGUUUUGUCACGUAGGACUAGCUAAUCAGGUACAUUAGAAAGAAGCAGGACAACUUUUCCCGGCCAACCAAAUUGGUGUCAGAUGCCACAAAUGCGCAUGAGCAAGAAGUUCCUAUCUAAAAACCCUUCAUCUUUGUAACGAGCUUUUUCAUUGCACACAGUAUGUCAUCUAAGCCUGACUUAAGACAGGUCACUUUUUAGAGGCAGCGGAGUGGUAACGAUGUAAUAAUAAUAAUAAUACAAUUUAGUUGAAGGUGCCUUUCUGGCACUCAAGGUCGCCGUACAAUCAUUUAAAACUAUUAGACAAAGACUAGAAAAAAAUAAUAGAUGAAGAUAAUUAGCUGGACAUUAAAACACCAGAAAUCAGGUGUUAUUAUGAGGAUGCGAGUCUGAAGAGGUGAGUUUUGAGUUUGGACUGAAAAACGGGGAGUGAGUCAGUGUUCCUGAGAUCGGGUGGCAGGGAAUUCCAAAGCCGGGGAGCAGAGCGGCUGAAUGCUCUACUGCCCGUAGUACUGAGGCGAGCGGGGGCCACAGACAGGUGUAUGGAGUUUGAGGACCUCAGGGCACUGGAGGGAGUUGUAGUAUGGAGGAGGUCAGACAGGUCCGGAGGGGCAAGGUUGUGGAUGGCCUUGAAAGUGAGGAGGAGAACUUUGCACUGGAUGCGAAAGCACACUGGGAGCCAUUGAAGCUGGCGGAGAACUGGAGUGACGUGGUGGACGAAUGGGGUAUGUCUUAAAGUGCGAGCGGCUGAGUUCUGGUCGUGCUGCAGUUUAUGGAGGGGUCUUUUGAGGGAGGCCAAAGAGGAGGGAGUUGCAGUAAUCCAGGCGGGAGGUGACAAGGCUAGUAACCGUGAUGGCAGCAUAACGGGGGGUGAGGGACGGGCGGAGGCGGUUGAUGGUUCGUAGGUGAAAGUGGGCAAUCCGGGUAAUAUUAUUGAUGUGUGGAUGAAAAGAGGGUGUACUGUCCAAGAUGACACCCAGGCUCUUAACUUGGGGGGAGGGUGAAACAAUCGAGUUGUCAAUGGUGAGGGAAUUGCUGUGGUAUUUGGAUAUAGUGGAUUUGGAGCCAAUGAGGAGCACCUCAGUUUUACUGCUGUUGAGUUUGAGGAAAUUCUGGGUGAGACAGUUUUUUAUUUCGGUGAUACAGUCAGUCAGGAAGGUGGGCGGGAGAGGCGAGGAGGGUUCGGAAGUCGGGUAGAGCUGGGUGACAUCAGCAUAACAGUGAAAGUUGAUGUUGAAUUUACGGAAGAUAUUGCCAAUGGAAAGGAGGUAGAUGAUUAAGAGCAGGGGCCCUAGGACAGAGCCCUGAGGGACACCGGAGGUAACGGGUGAGGGAGUAGAUUUAAGGGACUUGAGUUAACGUAGUGAAGACGUCCAGAAAGAUAGGAUGAGAACCAAUUCAACGGGAUGUGGGUGAUGGCAAUAGUGGAUAGACGGUGGAGGAGGGUGGCGUGACAGAUGAUGUCAAGACCUGAAGGAUAGGUCCAGGAGGAUGAGGAUAGUGAGAAAUCCAGAGUCAGCAGGAUUUUUAAUUUUAAAUUGGGAACCAGACUGGAACUGUUCAUGGAGGUUAUUUUGGGAUAGAUGAGAGUGGAGUUGAGAGGGACGGUUCUUUCAAGGAUUUUAGAGAUGAAAGGUAGGUUGGAUAUGGGACGGGAGUUGUUGAAGUUUGAACAGUCAGCACUGGUAUUCUUGAGAAUUGGAGUGAUGGCAGCAGUUUUAAAAGUGGGGACAAUUCCAGAGGUGAGAGAUGAGUGGAUAAUGGCAGAGAUGAGUGGGACCAGGGAGGUGGAGCAGGCUUUGACUAGUUGCGUGGGUAUAGGAUCCAGUUGGCUGGUGGAUGAUUUGGACUUCCCGAUAAGUUCAGAGACCUCGGAGGGGGAGGGGAUGUGGAAGGAGGAAAAUGGGUGUGAGGGCAGGUACCAAGAGAAGGGGCUGAUUGGAGGUCAUGGUGGAUGUUCUUGACCUGUAUAUAUAUUUAUAUACAAAUUAGUAUGCCGGUAGAUCCGCAUUGUGCUGUUUUCGGCUCAGAAAAUAAAAAGUUGUGGGUACAUUGAAUAGAACACGGAGAAGAGAAUGAAGCAACCCGUAAACAGACAAUGACAACGAUUUGGUAUCUGUCCCCACCCGCUCCUCCCCCAUCAUUUGGUGGUCUGGGUCAGAUGCCGAGAGAGCAUGGGACUCGAAAGCCCCUCCCUCUCCUCCUCUUAACACACAUGUCUGAGGAUGGAGGUUUGUGGGUCAAAUGUCUGGCUUAGUUACUUUUGCUCCAAGAAUAUACAGUACGAGGAGGAAUUCAUUCCAAGUCAAGUCUUGAUGUCACCAAAGUAUUUCAGAUUAAAAGUGCGCUUGGCUUGGCUUUGUGUGUGGGUGGCUGGGUUGACACAGAGUAGAUUGGAUAGACAGGGAAAAAAAUCUAGUUCAGAAUAACAUCAACAUUAAUACGUACUGAUGUGUGUGCAGCGGCGCUCCUUUGUCAUGUGCUUUUCCUUUCCUCCAGACGCUUUGGUUUUCUUCAUCGAUGACCGUUGUCCUCUUUGGAAAAGUGGUUUCAAUUGAGUUCUUUCUUUUACUCAAUUGCUCGUCUUUCAGUCAACCGAUCGAACUGAAGCUCAGGACGAGACCGUGGAGCGAUCGAACUGAAGCUCAGGACGAGACCGUGGUGUCGUCUUCUGGCGUUUCUCGUUUGAGUUUAAUGGACUCCGUAGGCGCUUUCUUCCCCUUGACUGCCCAUUCUCCGUCCAUUCGUCCCUCACUUCCUUCAAAUUGCUUUUAGGUCACGAGGAUACUUAGCCCUGGCCCCGUCUCCUCUCCGCAGUCAGCGCCAGCUCCUCAUUUGCGUCUAUUCUCUGCGCUGGCGAAAUGUCUGAGAGAAGACUAUCGCACGAGGACGACCGCGCCUCGCUUCUGUCCAAACUGGGCUCCGAGUCUCCUCGGCCCAGGAUGAAAUACGGCGGCAUGUUCUGCAGCGUGGAAGGAGCUUUUGAAAACAAAACGCUCAACUUUGAAUCCUUCAGCCCUCGGCCGAGGCGGCGCCCGACCGGAGAGGACGUGCAGAGAGGAUGCGGCCAGAUUGGAGCGGUGGCGGCGCCCUUGGGACGCGGCCAGGACAGCCGUCUGAUCAUUAAAGGAGGGAAGAUUGUCAAUGACGACCAGUCAUUUUAUGCUGACGUUUACAUCGAGGAUGGAAUCAUCAAUCAAAUUGGGGAGAAUUUGAUGGUCCCCGCAGGUGUUAAGACGGUAGAGGCCGGCGGUCGACUGGUCAUCCCGGGGGGAAUCGACGCCAACACCAACCUGCGCGCGUCCCAAAAAGGCCUGAACCCCUCCGACGACUUCUACUGGGGAACCCGAGCGGCUCUGGCCGGAGGAACCACCAUGAUUAUCGACCACGUGAUGGCCGAGCCGGGCGGGAGCUUGCUGUCGGCGUUGGAGGAAUGGAGGGACGCGGCCCACCAAAGGGCCUGCUGCGACUUCUCUUUCCACGUGGAUGUCACUCGCUGGCACGUCGGACUCGCCGAGGAGCUGGAGAUGCUCGUCAAGGACAGAGGUGUUAACUCGUUCCUGUUUUUUAUGACUUACAAGGACCAAUAUCAGAGUUCCGAUUCACAGCUUUACGAGGCUUUUGGGCUCCUGAGGGAUCUGGGCGCCGUCGCCCUGGUACAUGCCGAGAAUGGCGACAUUGUCGCCGAGAGGCAAAAGGCGGUUCGUCGUCUCGGCAUCUCCGGACCCGAAGGACAUGUAUUUUCUCACCCUGAAGAGGCGGAGGCCGAGGCAGUCCACCGUGCCGUCACUAUAGCAAACCGAGCAAACUGUCCGCUAUAUGUGACUAAGGUGAUGAGCAAAUCUGCUGCUGAUGUGAUUGCCAAAGCUAGGAAGAAAGGAGCGGUGGUCUAUGGUGAGCCCGUGGCAGCGGGUCUGGCAGUGGACGGCUCCGGCUAUUGGUCCAAAGACUGGGCUACGGCUGCGGCCCUGGUUAUGAGCCCGCCCCUCAAUCCCGAUCCUUCCACUCCGCAGUACCUGGGCUCCCUCUUGGCGUGCGGUGACCUCCAGGUAACUUCCAGCGCUCAAGCCGGUUUUUGCACAGCUCAGAAAGCUGUGGGGAAAGAUGACUUUACACUCAUACCAGAGGGAACCAACGGAAUCGAGGAGAGGAUGUCAGUGGUUUGGGACAGAAUGGUGCGUACAGGGAAGAUAGAUGAGAAUGCGUUUGUGGCCUUGACAAGUACCAAUGCAGCAAAAAUCUUUAACAUUUACCCUCGUAAAGGACGGAUCGCCAUCGGUUCUGAUGCCGACAUCGUUGUUUGGAACCCAAAAGACACCAAAACUGUCUCUGCCAAAACACACAACUCGACAUUGGAGAUGAACGUCCUCGAGGGUCUGGAGUUUGACGGCGUCCCCACAGCGGUUAUCUCCGGCGGCCGAGUUGUCGCGGAGGACGGCCUACUCCGCGUAUCGGAAGGUUCCGCUCGCUUCGUUCCGAGGAAAGCCUUCCCUGACGUCGCGUACCGCAGGAUCCGAGCUCGCGGCAAGAUUAUUGGGAGUCAAAGUGUCCAUCGUAGCAUAUAUGAUGGUCCAAUCCACGAAGUCGGUACAAUGAAUAAAUUGACGGCACCUGCAUUAACCGUCAAAGGAAGUGCGUGCUUCAAAAUCCGUACCAUCACUCGAAACCUCCAUCAGUCAGGAUUCACCUUGGCUGGAACUCAGAUUGAUGACCACGUUCCUCGACGGUCUACUCAGAAGAUUGUGGCACCACCUGGUGGACGAUCAAACAUUACAUCGCUUUCUUAACUGUGACAGCAAUUUGAAACUUUGUCCUGUCAUCAUCACUAUUGUAGCUUAACGGUUUUAUAUUCAUGUAAAUUGCUUGAUCAUGGCUAGUACAAAUGCUGGCAAGUGUGGAACAAAAGUUCAGCUUUUGUCAAGCUGUGGUUGUGAUGCUCGUGCCCUCGAUAGAAUUAAAUUAAGCCUUUAGUAGUGUUUGUAGAGCUGUAUAAAUGAAAUGAGCGUUAAUUUAUUGUACAUGUAUUAUUUGGAAACCCUCCAGUGCUGCUGACAGGUGAGUAAUACAGAGUGAUAAAGCAAACACAUUUCCAUUUUUAUUCAUAUAGUUGAAGUAAAUAACCUGCCUGCCUGGUCGUGUGAUGAAUGUGCAAUUGUUGUAAAUCAUGGACGUUUUGUUAAAAGCAAAAUAGAAAAGGCAAGCGAAAUAGAAACAUCAAUGACAAAAAUUGUCAUUGUUUUUUCCUUUUCUUUACUGACAAAAGUUAAUAAAAAACUUUACUAUUUAUUUAUUCAUUUCUUUCUCUUUAUUUUUAUUCAUUUAUUCAUGUCUUUCUCUUUAUUUUUAUUCAUUUAAUUAUUUUUUUUAAUUUUGGCACUGCUGUGAUUCCAUACAUCCUGCCAUAACUGCCACAUACAGUCUAUUUUUUG
This is a messenger RNA of Corythoichthys intestinalis (scribbled pipefish), 6524 nucleotides long. Its product is annotated as dihydropyrimidinase-related protein 2-like. Gene Ontology annotation, cellular component: cytoplasm. The transcript is spliced from 15 exons. Gene Ontology annotation, molecular function: hydrolase activity, acting on carbon-nitrogen (but not peptide) bonds. The coding region runs from base 3957 to 5882 and encodes 641 amino acids. The record is from RefSeq and is a predicted model, not a curated record. Lineage: Eukaryota; Metazoa; Chordata; Actinopteri; Syngnathiformes; Syngnathidae.